This is a messenger RNA of Entelurus aequoreus (snake pipefish), 2206 nucleotides long. RefSeq names its product gastrula zinc finger protein XlCGF8.2DB-like. Gene Ontology annotation, cellular component: nucleus. NCBI's taxonomy places the organism in Eukaryota, Metazoa, Chordata, Actinopteri, Syngnathiformes, Syngnathidae. The coding region runs from base 664 to 1788 and encodes 374 amino acids. The transcript has 3 exons. The record is from RefSeq and is a predicted model, not a curated record. Gene Ontology annotation, molecular function: DNA-binding transcription factor activity, RNA polymerase II-specific; RNA polymerase II cis-regulatory region sequence-specific DNA binding. Gene Ontology annotation, biological process: regulation of transcription by RNA polymerase II; central nervous system development.
AGGAGCUGUCAGUAGGCAGUAGCUCUCGAUGCUGCCUACCCUUAUAAGAUGUCUAUGGCAACAUCGAGCAGGCAAACACAGAAUAUUUCUGCAUUUAACCACACUUACCCUUUUAUUAUUCUUUACGAAAAAAUGAUAUGCUGACAUCCAAAGAAGUAAAACAUAACAAUGUACUCUCAGUGCGCUUUCAAGCUUCUUUCCUCGCUAGCUUAGCUUGUUAGCUGCUAACAAAGAGAAGCGGAAGUUAGCAUCACAUGCUAAGUGUUGUUAUUGUUUGUGGACGGUAUCGAACGAUCGACUGGCUUCUGGUAUUGAAUUAAUAUUUAUAGUGUUAGAAAGAACGAUGUCGGAGUACGAGGAGGAACUUUCUCGAACAAAAGAGGAGAAAAAGCGUCAACAAAUGGACGCCGUUUUCAAGCCUCAAAUUGAGUCACGCAGACCAGCCCCGAAGGUCCAUUUCAUUCAUGAGGAUGCUUUGAAUAAUCAAGGGAAGGCAGUGGAGACUUCAGUGAGGAAGAUCUUCCCCCCGAGCAGCACGAGUGGAGCUCUUGGGUGGAGCAGGAGGAGCCCCGCAUUAAAGAGGAGAACGACGAGGAGGAGGAGGAGCUUGUGCCAGCCCACAUUAAAGAGGAAGAGGAGGAACACAGCAUCAGUCAGGAAGAAAUGGAGGAGACCGACGUAUUCAAGCUUCCAGUGAUUUGUGUGAUUGUGAAGAGUGAAGACGAUGAAGGUCAGGGGUCACAGCUUGAGUCUAGUCAAAGCGAGGAGAGGAUGGAGGCGGAGCUUCCAUGCAGCAGCUCAAGAUGCAUGACAGGAGAAGUUGACUAUGAAGGAUCAGAAGCAGACAGCACCGUAGCUCCGCUAUCCAAAGGGGAUGACACGACGUCGCCCACUCGUGACACUGAUGAUGAAGACUCUAAAGCGGACAUGACAGGCCACACGUUCAGCUGUUCAUUUUGUGGCAAAGGCUUCUCUCAAAAGGGCAAUUUGAUAACACACACAAGAACACACACCGGAGACAAACCUUUCAGCUGCUCCGUUUGUGGCGAACAUUUCACUCAAAAGGGCAAUUUAAUGAGACACAGAAGAAAGCACAUCGACGAGAAACCGUUUGCCUGCUCAGUUUGCGGCAAAAGAUUCACCCAGAAAAGCAAUUUGAUCACGCACGAAAGAAAGCACAACGGCGAGAAACCGUUUUCCUGCUCGGUUUGUGGCAAAAAGUUUUCCGUGAAGGGAAAUUUGAACGCACACGCAAGAACGCACACUGGUGAGAAACCGUUCAUCUGCUCAGUUUGCGGGGAAAGGUUCUCUCAAAAAGGCAAUUUGAUGGCACACCAGAGGAAACACAACGGGGAAAAACCCUUCGCCUGCUCCUUUUGCAGUAAAAUGUUUCCCGUAAAAGGGAAUUUGUUAACACACAUAAGAACGCACACCGGAGAUAAACCGUUCUCUUGCUCAUUCUGCGACAAAAGGUUCUCGUCAAAGGACAGUUUAAAAGCACACAUAACGAUACACACGGGAGAGAAACCGUUCACUUGCUUAGUUUGUGGCAAAACCUUCCCUCUGAGGGGGAAGUUGAUGAAGCACGCGCGAACACACACCGGAGAGCAACCGUUUUCCUGCUCCUUUUGUGGUAAAAGAUUCUCUGUGAAGCGAAGUUUGGAAGCGCACGUGACAACUCACACCGGUGAGAAACCGUUCAGCUGCAAUGUGUGCGAUAAAAGGUUCUCUUACAAGUACGACAUCACCAGACACAAGUGCGCCGGCGAGAAGAGCAGCGCUACAUGACGAGAUACGACAAUUCCCCGGGAAAUUGUGCGUGAAUGCAGUCGACGCUGACGCCGAACUACAAUGCUGUCAAACGACGAAAAAACCCGGAAUGCAGAUGAAAUUGUUUACGCCAGCAAGCGUCAAGUACCAAGUUAUAGGACUCUGAGGUGUACACCUGCUGAAGAGGCGAUGUAAUGCUAAUGUUAUCAUGCUAACAGUCGGCAUAUGUCAAGUGCUAAUAUGACUCUGAGGUAAACCGUUACAAAAAAUGCCCAAACAGUUAGCAUGCUAACUUUAAAAUGCUAACAUUUAGUUAUUUGACAGAGGUGUAUGGAGAAAAAAAUGGCUAAUAUUAACAUUCUGACAAUUGGAGUUAAAUGGUUCUGAGAUGUACAGCGGAGAAAUUGGCUGAAGAAAGUUAGCAUGCUCAUUUUAG